GCGCUCGGCUCCGGUGGCACUGGCAGUGUACCCGGUGAUAUCGUGAGGGGAGGAGUUCCGCUGUUGAAGCUCUCUCACUCCCUCUGGCAUCGUGACAAGAGUGCCAGACGCUUGGCACUUGAUUUACUUGUUGAGCCGUCUCUCCUCACCUGGGAAUGGGUUUACGUGCUUACAUAAUACCGCAGUUGGCUUGUGUAUGGUGUUAUCUCUUAUGAUAUAAUAAAUACUGUAUAUUCGGUAUGUAGUGAUAAUAGUAGUGAGUAUCUCAUCCCUGGUGGCAGCAAUGUGUGUGUUCUGGGUGUUUUGUGAUAGCUAGUUUAACCCGGAUGCAAAGUGAGUACAGUCAUAUCAUUGAUCAGUGAUGUAAUUACUAGGUAAGAACCCAUUGAUGUAAUACAUCUACAGGAUGUUGUUUGUUGGUAGAGUCCCAGUCAUUACACAGUCAGCCACUUACUGUACACUUGUAAACCAAAUGUUAAUGAAGUGAAGUUUGCAUCAGAAACGUGAACAGUUGUACAAGUUAUUAGUGUGAACAACAGUUGUACAAGUUAUUUCUAUGAACAAUGGUUGUACAGAUUGCACGUGUGAACAACAGUUGUACAAGUUACUCGUAUAAACAACAGUUGCACAAGUUACUCGUAUGAACAGUAGCUGGUCAACCUACAUCCCGUGAAUUUAGCGAGCCUCGGGCAGCUGUGCCAUAUUUCCAGUUACGUGAUCGUUUCCUCAAGGAACUGUGAGCCGAGGAGACUUAAACUAACCCGUAAAGAUGCAGACACAAUUCAGACAAUACUUGGACGUUGAGCGACUGUUUAAGGGAGAACUGUUGGCUGAUAUACGCAACAAGAUAGACCAGGGACUAUUCACCCGUCACCUGAAGACCGUGGUGGUGGGUCUGGUGCUGGCCUCCCUACUGACUCUCCUGCUCUACACCACGCCUACCACCACCUCCUUCAUCCUCUCUGCCACCUCCUACAGUGUCAGUGCAGGGGUGAUGAUGGACGAGGAUGAGCCACGGUGCUUGCCAAACCAGCACGUCAUGUUUCUCAAAACCCACAAGUGUGCCUCCACCACCGUCCAGAAUAUCUUCCUGCGGUAUGGCUACACGCAUAAUUUGACCUUCGCACUGCCAUCUGGGGGCAACUACCUAGGUAAUCCUAAAUUUUUCAAGGCUAGCAUGAUUCCAAAUAAGUUGAUGCCUCGUCACGGGAAAGUAGAUUUAUUUGCUGUUCACUCCCGCCUCAACCCGCCCGAGCACAAACGUAUCCUAUACAAUGACACACGGUGGAUUACCAUUGUGCGAGAACCUUCUACACUUUAUGAGAGCCUCUUCAACUUUUUUCAUAUGAAACAUGGUUAUGGAUUUGACCUGUCACAGUUUAGUACACGACCUAUGUCGGAGUUGGAAUCCCUGCCUAGAUAUGGAGGAAAAUUUGGGAAAAAUCAAAUGUUGUUUGACUUGGGCUACCAAGUUGAUAUGUCUGUAACUGAACUGAGAAGUGCCAUUGAACAGCUGGAUAAACUUUUUGACUUAGUAAUGAUAUCUGAAUAUAUGGACGAGUCACUUGUACUCUUACGGCACCUCUUGUGCUGGAGUCUUCACGAUGUGGUUGUUUUUGCUAAAAAUGCUCGUCGUCAAGAAGUCAAGCCCACACUGGAGCCUCAAACGCAACAAGCACUUCGGGAACUGAACAGUGCUGAUGUGUUGCUCUACAACCAUUUUGUGGCUAAGCACCGCCGUACAGUUUAUGAGUUUGGAGUUCAGAGAAUGGCAAAUGAGGUAUCAGCACUGCGUAGCCUUCGUGACGAGUACUAUGAAGACUGUGGAGCGCGUGAAGUAAAAGGUCGAGAUUCUUCUCUUAAGUUCAAAGAGUACUCAGGGUUGGUCAGUGCUUAUGUUACAGCCAAUAAUUCUGACCAAAACUGCUUGAUGCUCUCCAUGCCUGAACUACCAAUAGUAGACUUUAUUAGACGACGUCAGAAAUUGUUGCUAAAUGUGGAUAAGUUGUCCUAGUACCAGGUCAGAUUUAAAUACAAUUUCAAUUCAUUCCAUUGUUAUAGCCAUAAAUCAAGCAAAUUCAAGACGUGACAUUAACAACUGAUUCAUUAGUUGGUCAGAAUACAAAAGAUCUUCCUUUAUUUCUUCAUGCACAUGGCUUCCAAUUCUGCAUAUCACAAGUGAUCUAUUUUUGUAUUGAUUUUAGGAAGAUGUUAAAGAAUAUGACUGUGUCUGCUGUCCCAUGUGUCAGCAAAUAGCACCCAAGUGCCUCCUGUUUGUUGUAUACACAAGGCUUUCAGAGUGUCAUAUUUAUGCUGCUAAUCUACAAGAGAAGGGAAAUGAUAUAAAUAUAAUUGAUACUUUUAUAUGCCAAAACUUAAAAUAAGUUUGAAAAGUAAUCAUUUUACUCGUUUCUGUUUUAUUUACUUUUUGCAUCGUGAUUUCAUGGAGUUUAUGUAGUACUGUUAUGAUAAAGUUUUGCUAAUGAUCGCUGAAUGUUCACACUACUGUCACCCACACACACCCCUCUCAUUGUUCUUUUACCUUACAGUCCUAUUAUACACAAACUCUCUCCCUCUGACUUUUACCUUCUUUUUGGAUCUUUUAUUUUCUUUCAAUCUUCCUUCUCAUUCCUCUCUACUUUCUUUAUCAUCCAUUUUUAAAUUAUUUAUUUAGCACUUCAAAAUUUCAUCCAACUAAAGUAAGGUAAAAAAAAAAAAGGAUGAUCCGCAUAUUCUUUUAACUUGUCCAAACAUUUACCACUCAACAUUUAAAGUAUUCAUUACAUUUCGCCUUUACCAACACCUUCAGUCAUCAGGUGAAGGUUUAUCAGACCCACAACAUUUAUGAAAACUGUGCAAUUGAAGGAAACCCUGCAUGACUCAGGGAUCUGUCAACCAGUACUAUUUUCAUGUUACUUUUUUAUAUCUUUAGAGAUCUGCGUCACUAAAUCACCCCCAGGCAGAAUCCUCUUAUUGGUAGAGGAUUUGUCUUGUUUAAAGGUCUGUUAAAGUCCACACAACACUAUUCGAUAAUGAUUUUUGAAGCAUUAUUUUCUCAUUCAGUCAAACCAGGAUUGUGGGUGUUUCACUUAACAGUGAGGUUUCAGGUCAGGAGGGUUUAAGUGGAGUGGACAUAUUUGAUAUAGUCAGGACCAGAUAUAAACAAUUGACAUCUUUCCUCCAAUCUAUAAUAUGUUUCUACUUAUUCAUAUUUAAUGAAAAUUAGGAUAUACGUAGUAAUAGUCUGUCUAUCUCCUUUUUAAACCAUUAAGGGAUUUGCUCCUUCUCUAUUUACAGUGUUUCACAAGCACAAUGCAAUACUCUGAGAUUCCUUCUCCAUUUUGAUUCCUAACAAUGGGAAUGAAUAUAGUUUAUAUUACUGUUAAAUAAAAAAAUAUAUCUGUAUGUAUACAAUUGUUAACCAUACAGUAUUUCUAUUGAGCAUAAUUCAAAUUGGUGAUUUAAUGGGUACUGGAUACCUCUCAGAGGAUCUUCAUGUAGACAGAUGCAGCUGUUUGAACAAUACAGUAUCUAGUUCUACGAAGGCUUUAGAAACUUUUUUUGUGCUAUUGUGCUAAAAUAUUUCUUGUUUGGACAUUUCAGUAGAAAAAGCUGUGUGGUACAAAAUUCAAAACCUUUAAAAAAGCAAUUACGAUUGACCUUGCUUAAGACAUCGUCAACAUAAGACAACUUACGAUAAUUAUUUUCUAGCUAGUCAUUUCGGGCAAUCAGGAAUUCAGUAACUUCAAACUGUGGCAAGAAAGAUAAGAACAUUUGGCAUACAGUAUGUGCUUAAGCUGAGUAUGGCAGUCAGAGACAUACUUACAAUGUACAUACAGUAGAGUGGUCUGCAAGGAUCAGACUUUUUAGAUCCAAAGAUCGACAGAUUGGCAUGUACCCGGGUCAGUAAUAUACCCCAAGUAGAACACGCAACCGCCUGACCUCCAUGUGUUAGGUCAGGCAGUUUCUUCAUGCAAACUAUUGAUCAAAACAUUCACUACUUCUGCCCUAACACACACACACACACACACUGGUUUUUACAACAGUUCUCUCAAUAUAUGACUUUCCCAUACAUUUUCCUUGGUAUACUUAUCAGGUUUGUUUAUUCAUUAAUAGCUUUUGGAUUAAUUGUUAUCACUUUUCCCUUUAUACAGUAGAGGGGACUUAAACAGUCUCUCAGCCAUGGCUUUGUUUUUCUUCUCCUUGUCAUUCCUGCCCUAUAAAGUCUUGUCCUCCAUUCUGUCACUCUGUUUUUCCCAUCCUUAGUAUUUCUACAUUGAUUCCAUCCACUCCUGGUGCCUUAUUAUUCUUAAGCUUACUUCCUCUUCCUCACUUAUUAUUAUAUUUUCCUUAUUUUAUUUUAAGGUGUUUCAUUCUUUCACUUCUAAACAGAUUAGCUCUGUCUGCCUUUCAUGUGAUCUGUACUUUUAGCAGCUAGUUAAAAAUAUUCUCCUCAUCUCACAAUCACUUUUUUCCCCAUAACAUGUACCCUUUUUUCAAGCUUAACUUCUAUUUAUAUUUAUUCACUUGUUUACAUGGUUUUCUUAUCCUGUUCACUUCACCACAGAGUACUAGCUACUUGUUUUCGUCAAAAUUAUGCAGCAAUCUCUCUAGUUUCUCCAUAAGUUUCAUCUGCUCAUCUUUUUGCAUUGUUUCAACAUUCAUUUUACUUUCCAUUCCAUAUCGGUGUACUCCUCCUCACUUGCAACUAACACUCAUACAACCUUCUCUUCUUAGAUUAGCAUUGCCAACCUCACCCCACCAUCUCUGCCUUCUGUAUUUUAUUUCUAUUCUUUGGUUCACAUUCAACUCAGCUCAUUCUCUGGGAUUGGCUCCUUAAUUUACAGGUACAGUACUUCCAUUACUCUUCAGUUCCCCCUACUUCACCCUAGUUUACAUGUCACCACUUAAUCUCUGUCCUUUUCCUCAAUCUUUCAGCCAGAUUUUCAUUCCUCAACUCAAAUAACUUUUAUAUAAAAAAAAUCAUAUCUGUAAUCUCUUUCACACCUCAACCUUCUAUUUAGUGUUAAUUUUCAUUCAAUCAAAAUAUGGUCAGACACUCGGCGAGAACUUCUUCAUAGCAAACUUACAUUACCCAUCUUGCACUUAUGUUUCUCCAAUUGAUAGAAUGGAAGAUGUGAUGUGCAGUGCUUUAAAUAUUAUCAAUACGGUUAGUACUUAAAAUAGAACCAACUGUGCUCAAGCUAGAUAUGAUCCCAAUUGUGUAAAAUCUCAUGGUGAAGGUCCAAAUUAAUAUUCCUGCAAGCUUUAUUAUCUAAUUAUUCACAUGAUCGCUGUUUAUAAAUAUAUUUAUAGGUCAGUACAAAUUAAUUGAUGCCUACUGUUUGAAAGUGAUGCUAGAUAGAGGCUCAGGAUCAUAGACUUGACUGUAAUAACCAACAAUUUUAUUAGGAAAACUCUUUUUCAUUAAUACUAUUUUUCUUAUAUACCCUGUAUCAGCAUUGUCAGUAAGGAUGACCUGUAUUUCUGAGCAGCAUUACGUGUCCUCAUCUCAUGCUUGUUUAUCCAGUUUUUCAAGCUUUUCUUUAAUUUCCAAUUACUUUUUGCUUUCCUUCUUUCCAACCCAAUGGGAUGGCUGGUAUUUAAGAUGUGGUUCAGUACAGUAAAGUAAAUAUUCCACACACACACACACACACACACACACACACACGCAAUAUGGCCAAAAUAAGUGGACAAAAUCAAAGCAUCAAUAAAGGUUUUAUCAACGUGUCAGCUUGGCUUAUAUUUGUAAUCAAUAGCAGAGAUGCUUCUUGAGUUACAAAGGGUAAUUUAGGAGGGUUUCUAAAGACAGGAAUCUCUUAGCAAAUUAUGUACUUUUCUCAGGAAUUACUGUAACCAUGUUUGGAACUUUGGAAGUAAUAAUGAAUGAGGUAAACUUAGCAUUAAAAGGGAUCCAUUUUUGUUUUCCUCUCCAGAAGUUAGUCUUUCAGUGCCUAAAACAGUCUCAUUCACACAAGGAAAUGGCUAAGCACACCUAAUAGCUGUAGAGCUGUAGCAUGGUUAUUUUUUUGUUUAUCAUUUCACCACUUAUCCGUUUACUAGCCAUUCGAGUGGUUGGCAGUGUUAGUACAGGAGAGAACCGGAGUCCAGGAAACCUGUAGUGUUUGGUAGUUUGAGUUAUACUAAAUUCCACCUUUCUCACGUGUGUCUGGGCCAAGCAUCAUUAUCCCUUAUCCCUGGCCAUUUUCACACCUAAUUAUUUUCCUCUAGUUUAUCUCUGUCUGCAGUAAAGGUAUUUCAUAUAAGAAUAUUGUAGCAAAUACUGUACAGUACUCUCUGAAGUUUUGCUCAUUGCACACUGACAGUCUUAUACCUCUCAUAAUCUUGUAUGUAGUGUAUCAUAAUAUUGAGCAGUUUUCUACUGUAUUGUACUUCUUAAGUAGGACCCAUUUUUACGGGCAAAUUUUCAUUAGUGUUUAUGACAGUAGAAGUCCUCCAUCACCUUAGGGCAUCCUUGCUGCGGUUGAAGAUGAGUUUAAAUUGAGCCCCAAGACCAGACAAGGCAGUGUCUUAAGACAAGUCACCUAAUCCCAUUUUUCAAUUUUUUAUAUAUUAUGAUAUUUUAUGAUAUUUUCUUAUAAUGCUGUACCUUUCUGUACAAACAAGGGUUAAUUGAACAGCAGGUAACUUGCCCAUUCUCUGUAUAUUUACUUAAUUAUGUGAUUUGAUACAGUACAGUACAAGCUUUAUGUGGGUUUAAUUUCUAAAGAUUUAUCAUAUUGUGUAUCAUGGUGUGUUAGUCUUCUCUAAUGAAUUAGCUGGAAAUCAAGCAUGUUGACUGGUGAGUACAGUACACUACAGUACAGUACAGUACAGUACACUGCACUCAAUAACAUUACAAGAAAUUCACUGUUUUCCCACGAUAAGUUUUCAAAGACCCAGUCAGGGAUUCUGCUGAGUCAUUUAGUCUCAAGUACUAUGACCAAAUCCUAAGGGUUUGAUAGUGAGAGGAGACAGUCAGUGAAAAUCCAACCUCAAGGCCUGUAUUAAUUACAGUACUGUACUAAACACUACUUUAUUGCCUUCAUCACAACUAUGAAAAUUUCCAACAUUAGGAAGAGAACUCACUGGCCCCACAACAGCCUCUGCUACCACCCUGUUUAAUGAGUGCAUGAAAUUGUAAAGUUUUGUUUUAUAUAUAUACAGUAUUAAGGAAUUUUUUUAUUAUUAUUUAUUGAUUUAAAGGUAUUGUACAUAAUAAAAGAUGAACAGUUCCAAAAUAAAUUGUAAUUCCCUUCUCUCUAGACAUGAUUGUUAAAUCUCAAAGAGGACUUUUUGAAAAAGUGCCUCCUAUUUUCUAUAUUGUUGGUGUUAUGUAAGUUAACUGCACAUGUGAUGGGCUGAAUAAAUAUAUAUAUAUAUAUAUAAAUAUUUUUAUCAGUAAUAUAGAUUUGCAAAUAAUCUUAUAAACUACAGCCAAUUAAGUACAGUACAUGUUUCUACCACUUUGUGAGAUGUACAUGCCUACAUUUGCUUAAUGAAAUAGAAUUUUUUUUUUUAAUAAAGUUGCUUACAAUGUCGGUCCUAUUUAUGUUGGUAUUAACUAUACUAAGCCAAUCCUAUGAGUAUUGAUAUUUCCUUAAAAUUCAUCAAAAAUUAAAAUACAUAUCCUGGUGGUAGGAACUUGAAUUGGCAUAGUCAAUAUUUUUCUUUAAGCAUGUGAAAAAAUAAAAGUCAUGCAGAAACAGA
This is a messenger RNA of Homarus americanus (American lobster), 7710 nucleotides long. Its product is annotated as galactose-3-O-sulfotransferase 4-like. NCBI's taxonomy places the organism in Eukaryota, Metazoa, Arthropoda, Malacostraca, Decapoda, Nephropidae. The transcript has 7 exons. Gene Ontology annotation, cellular component: membrane. Gene Ontology annotation, molecular function: galactosylceramide sulfotransferase activity. The coding region runs from base 770 to 2014 and encodes 414 amino acids. The record is from RefSeq and is a predicted model, not a curated record. Gene Ontology annotation, biological process: glycolipid biosynthetic process.